CACUGUCCCAUCUCACAUAAAAUACCACAAAAUGGCUGACGAAGAAGUUGACUGGGGAUUCGACGAACAGGAAGACGAAUGGCGAGGUGCAGGCCCAGCAGAGAACGACAACGCUGCACGAGCGGACGACGAUGUCAUCUCUCUCGAAGGCGCUGAAGAUGCUGAAGACGCCAGACGUGCAGCUUCUCCUGGCAGAAAGUCCAACGCCAACGGCAGACAGCCGCCUACUGGCCCUUCAUCAAAAAAUCCUCCAACGGGACCUAGACGCGGCCGCGUAGACACUCGUGCUCGUCCCGACAGCGCGGGCAACGCUACCAUAGUCCCCUCUGGACCCCGUGGUGACUCUAGAGCGAACAUCGACGACAAUAAGGCAUCAACACGUAACAAUGGUCAAGCAAAUAAUGUGCGAGAGGAUUCUCCUCCUCUUCCCCCAGGAUGGACGGCGGUGAUGUCAAAAUCACACAACCGCCCAUUCUAUUACCACAAAGAAUCUAACCGUACCGUUUGGGAAAAGCCCACCUUGCCUGUUGAGCAGCUUCAGGAAACUGAGCCUCUUACACCCGCUAGCCAAUCAGAGCCUGCCCCUGCCGAGAUUCAACGCAAAGCUGAGAUCAAACAGACUGAGAAACGUGUUCCUAGCGGUCCUGCAGCUCAGACUGCCGCUGCCGUAGCUGCUGAUACUAGCGCCAACGAGGGUAACCGCAACAUUGCUUCAGCGUAUGCCCGCCGUAACGCUGCUCCUCAUGCACCUGCUCCUAGCUCUGGUUCCAUCGGGCCCAACCCGCCCCAACAACAACAACAACAGCAGCAGCAGCAGCGUCGAAUCCGCGCUCGGUCUCCGCCUCCUCACAUGCGAAGUCGACUUGGACCGGGUCAUGACGACGGUAACGAUCCAAAGAGGUUCAAGCAUGAAGACGGUGGCAGAAGGACGCCGCCUCAUGCAGCCCCGCAGGGUGAUUACAGACGUCCCGCUCCAAUGAGCUACCCUUCUCGCGGACAAGUCCCUCAAAACGUAACUCCAACUGGUCCCGCCGCUGGACGAUACGACGGUCCUCGUGAUAGGUAUGACCGAUCCGGUCCGGCGCCUCUUCUUUCAAGAGGCCCUAUUGGACCUCCUCCCGACGCUAGAGGAUUUGACCGUAGACAUCCCGAAUCUCGACCUCCUCCACGUGCUGCCGCACCAGAUAUCGUCAAGGGCGCCAACUCUGCGCCUAUCACCAACAACCGGUGGGGUCAGUCCACUGGCCCUACCACCCCUUCCACCUCUACUCCCCUCCAUUCAUCUCUCCCUUCUGCCCCCAUCCCUGCUCCUAUCGGUGGCGGCGGUGGUGGUCGUCGAGACGUGCGUGACCAUGAGAGUGACUACAACCCUCGUCCUUACCCUCCCCCCGUUACUGCGCCUGCACCUGCACCUCCUGCCGUUUCAGGCGCAUACGAUGAAACUCCCGAGGCUAAGCGUCAAAGGUUGAGGGAAGAAGCGCGCAAGGCAGAGGAAGUGUUGUUGAAGGUAAAGGAAGAAGAGGCGAGAUUGGAGGAGGAAGAGAGAAGACGAGCGGAGAGGGAACGGGAGGAGAAGGAGCGUGAAGAGCGAGGUAGGGUCGAACGUGAGCGCGAGAGGUUGAGACAGCUUGAUUUCGAGCGCGAUCGUGAUUUCCGCGAAAGAGAUUUCCGCGAGCGCGACAUGCGUGACCGAGACUUUGACCGUCGUGGACCUCCACCCCCUCUUCCUCGUGGUGGUGAGAGAGACCGAUUCGACCCUAUCCGACGAAAUGAAGAAGACCGUCGUCGCCCUGGAGACGCCCGUAUGUUCCCCCGAGAUGACCGCGAUGGCCGUGAGCGUCGACGUGGUCCCCCCGGUCCCGGACCUGACAACUUGGGCCCGCCUUCCGACUAUCCCGAACCUCUUAGUCGCGGCGGCGGCGGCAGCGUGCCCAUGCGAGAUCGUCUUGGUCCCCGUGAUCGAGACCAGCGAAACAUGCGCGACCGCGACAUGGAUCGUGGUGGUCCUCCCAUACGUCGACCCCUUUCUCCGCCACCAUUCCGCCGAUCCCCCCAACCUCUCCGAGGUCCUCCCGGUCGAUCCCCUCCACCUCCGUUCGGCGGCCCUGGCCCCUUUCCUCCUCGUGACAGGGACCCUCGAAACAGAGAUUACCCUCUUCCUCCUCCUGGACGUGGUGGUGACCCUGGUUUGGCGGGGCCGGCCCCUAAGGAUUUGUUGUUCAGGUUGGGCAGGAGAGUCGAUAAUCAGUUGGCGGAACCCAUGUCUGCUGGUGCCAAAUUUGACCGAGAUGACAGACGCGACCGGGACAGGCGUGGCCCUCCUCCUGGACAGGGAAGGCCUUUGGCCGAGAGAAUGUCGGCAGGGUCUACUCCUAAUGGUGGAAAGGGUGGCGGAAGAAGGCGAGGAAGGGGAGGCGGCAAUGUUGGUGCAGGCGGUCGCAGUAACGGCGGUAACGAAGGAAACGGUCGUGGUAACGGUGGCAGUGAUGGAAAUGACGGUGGUGAUGAGGAUGGAGAACGACGUUAAAUUGCAAGCAUAAGAUUGAAACAGAAAAAAAAAGUGUUCAUAAGGAUAGUUGGUUGAAAAGAUGAUCCGAUGGAUGUUACAAGGCCUUUGGUUAGAAUCUCGACCGCAUGUAGAUUGCUCCGUCACGACCUGGCCUU
This is a messenger RNA of Cryptococcus deneoformans JEC21, 2664 nucleotides long. RefSeq lists its product as hypothetical. NCBI's taxonomy places the organism in Eukaryota, Fungi, Basidiomycota, Tremellomycetes, Tremellales, Cryptococcaceae. The record is from RefSeq and is a predicted model, not a curated record. The coding region runs from base 32 to 2527 and encodes 831 amino acids. Gene Ontology annotation, molecular function: protein binding. The transcript is spliced from 6 exons.